This is a messenger RNA of Gekko japonicus, 2651 nucleotides long. RefSeq names its product SH2B adaptor protein 3 (gene SH2B3). Gene Ontology annotation, biological process: intracellular signal transduction. Gene Ontology annotation, molecular function: transmembrane receptor protein tyrosine kinase adaptor activity. The transcript has 11 exons. Gene Ontology annotation, cellular component: plasma membrane. Lineage: Eukaryota; Metazoa; Chordata; Lepidosauria; Squamata; Gekkonidae. Bases 1 to 1893 code for a protein of 630 amino acids. The record is from RefSeq and is a predicted model, not a curated record.
AUGGGCCGGAGGAGCGCCCGCCGCGCCGCCGCCUUCUCGACGUGCAGCCGCGGCCCGCAGGAGAACGGUGCGUGGAAGGAAGCGAGGGUGCUGAGUCAUCCACAGGCUGGUGGCACUGAUAGGCUCCGGAGGCAGGGGGCCCCCUUGGGGGCGAGCGCCCGGGACGGCCGCAGCGAAGCACUUCCUGCCAUGAAUGGACACAUCGUCCCGCCAGGCGAGCCCCCUCCCCCCGGCGGCUGGCAUGAGUUCUGCGAGCGUCACGCCAUCUCCACCGCCAAGGAGCUGGCCUGCAAGUACCUCCUCUUCAUCCACGACAACCCCCAGCAUGAAGUCCUGGCGGCGGAGAACUUCUCCCUGCAGUUCGCCGACCUCUUCCAGCAGUACUUCCGCCACGAGGUGAAGGAGACGUCCGUCAUGAGCCAGUUCCGCGUCCUGCCCUUCAGCAGGGCGCGGGAUUAUCGGGAGACGGGCUGCCGGCACGCUGACGGCUCCUCGGGGACAGGCGUGCCCAAGGCCGAGGUGGAGUUGGCCGACCAGGCGGACAGAAUGACCGAGGCCGGCCCCGGCGGCCUGCCAAAACCUGAGGAGCCUACGGGGACUUCGUCGGCCGUGAGGAGGCACUUUUCCCUCGACCGGCUUAGGAGGAGCUUGCGGAACUUUUUCCGCCGGAGGCCCUCGGAGCCCAGCCCCGCCGAAGGAGAAGCGCCGGACUCCGUUUUGAAGCCGGGCCUGGCCUGGAAGAUCCUCCCGUGGUCCCUCUCGCGAGACCAGGCCCUCGAAGUGCGGAAGGAGGGCCACCUGAGGUACUGGACGGUGACCGAGGCCACCAUGGACUGCGGGAUGCGCUGGCAGAGGUGCCGGCUGGUUUUGCGGAAAGCGGGCAGCGGAGAGGACGUCUUGGAACUCUUCGAUCCCCCCAAGUCUUCAAAGCCAAAGCUGCAGACCGUCUGCUCGGCCGCCCAGGAAAUCCGACGGUGCACUCGCUUGGAGAUGCCCGAUAACAUCCACACCUUUGUGCUCAAGGUGAACACCUCCACAGACGUCAUAUUCGAGGCUGGAGAUGAGCAGCAGCUACAUUCUUGGAUGUCUGAAAUUAAAGAUUGCUUCCGUCGGGGUAAUGCUAGGGAAAAUCUUGAACUGAACUCAGAGUCACUCUCAGAAGCCGUGACCGCGAGCCCCACAAACAGCAGCAUCGACUCUCUUAACCAAGCUCCCCAGAGUCCAACGACACCGCCAGACCAGUUCCUGGCAUCCUACCCCUGGUUCCACGGGCCCAUUUCCCGCGUCAAAGCUGCCCAGCUGGUCCAGCUGCAAGGACUGGAAGGUCACGGGGUUUUCCUCAUCCGGCAGAGCGAAACCCGCCGGGGAGAGUACGUCCUCACCUUCAACUUCCAAGGGAGAGCAAAGCACCUGCGGCUCUCGCUGACGGAGCGGGGCCAGUGCCGCGUCCAGCACCUCCACUUCCCCUCCAUCAUGGACAUGUUGAUCCAUUUCCAACGGUAUCCCAUCCCUCUGGAAUGCGGGGCCCCCUGCGACGUGCGCCUGUCGAGCUACAUGGUGGUUGUCCCGCACACCCAAGGCUCCGGUAACCUCGUCCCACCUUCCUCCUCCAUCCACCGCUGUGGGCCAGAGUUCAGCCUCGUCCAGCUGCCCCCAGCCGGCUUCCCACAGCUCCACCCGGCCGACGACCUCACCCGCAGCUCCUCGGAGGAGCAGAUCUUCCACCUGGUGCCCCCACCGGAGGAGCUGGCCAGAGGCUUGUGGCACAGAGGUAGCCUGUCGGGGCCGCCCGGCGCACCCGCCGCGCACCGCCCGUGGGACAAUGAUUACGAGACGGACUCGCAAGGCAGGGUCCACUUGCGGGCGGUCAACAACCAGUACACGCCCCUUUGACACAGUGGGACAUGCUAGCCCCCCCUCCCCCCGCUUUUGCACAGGACUCUUGGCCAACAUUUCAGAAAGCCAAGAGACACGACCGUCCCCCCCUUCCUUACUAAAGGUGGGUAUGCGUUUGGUAAGCUAGAGUGAAGGCUCAUCCCUCCACGGGGAUGACCCUACAAUUUGGCCUGUUACAGGGCCAGUCCUCUUGGUAGACUCCCCCUCCCCACUCAGUGCAUUCUUCUUCAUUACUGGGGGUUUUUUUUGCACAUCGCUCUUUUGCUUCAGUCAAAUUUUGGUCUCCAUCGAAUCCCAGAUCUUUGGGGGUGGCCGGGGGACAUUCUGACCCCUGUCUCCUAAGUCUGUCUGCACUUCCACAGUCUUAGCCCUUUUUUCCCACACCGAGUGACUUUCUGGGCUCUUCCAUGAAUCAUCGGGGCUGAAGUCAUUAUCGCUCAAGGUAGCAAUACAGCCAUACGUUCUUUGCAAAACAAAAAGAGCAUUGUCUCUCCAAGGGCUUUCACACACACCCUUGCCUUAACUGUAGGGAACGACUUAUGAGUUAGUGGCAGCCCCAGCUAAGAAACAUCCUUUCCCACACCUCCUAAGAGGGGCUCUGCUUACUUUUGAGCCACAUCUGCCUCCCCCGCCCUCCUGGCUAGAAUACGGCAGCAUUAAAUGGCCUUGGCCGAACCUUCAGGUUGUCCUUCCUCUGGAACUGAGCACCUGAAGCUGCCUUCCAAGGAAUCAGGCCCUUGGCUCAUCAACAGUAC